AUGAAAGCUAAUUUUGUAUUUGCAACAAAGAUUAUCAAGCUUUUCAGAGUGUGGAUUGGGACUGUCGUAGCUCAUGUGUCAUGUCAUCCCCAGUGUCUGGAUAAUAGACUUCCCUUUAAACCAGAUUUUCACCUGCAAUUCUGCCCUCAAUACAGUACAUUUGGCUAUAGUAAUCAAGAGAAGGAUAAUGAAAUUGCACAGAAAUACAGGGAAGUCACAGAAUUGCUUGACUUUAAUGGAUCUAAACAGUGUGGAAAGCAUGUGAAAGAGAUCAUGUGUCAGAUGAGUUUUAAUGAAUGUUCCCCUUAUGCUGCACACCUGUAUGAUGCAGAAGACUCUCUUACCCCUCUUUGAAACACUCCAGGACUCUGCUUCAACUACUGUUCAGGAUUUCAUCGAAAUUGUCACUCAUCCAUUCACCUUUUGAACAAGGACAGACAGAUCCAGGAAUCAUGUGAAAGGGGCAAGGCCUACUUUUGUAACCUGCUCCAGCUUCCUAACCUAGACUAUUGCUUUCCUAACAUUCUGAAGAGCACAGACUUGAACCAGAACUAAGGCUCAGUGGUGGUGGAUCAACAGGGCUGUCUGCAUCUUUGUCUCCAAGAGAUUGCCGAUGGUUUAAAAAACCCUGUUCUUAUGAUUCACGCUAAUGAUAAUACCCAUCGUUUAUUUGCAGCUGAUCAGCUUGGUUUUGUGUGGGUCUACUUGCCAGAUGGCAUUCGAUUGUCAGAACCAUCCCUUGAACUUACAGGACAAGUGCUGACCACUUCUUGGAUUGGUGAUGAGCGAGGAUUCCUGGGAUUGGCCUUUCAUCCAAAAUUCAAAACUAACAGCAAAUUUUAUGUGUAUUAUUCCAUCCUUAUGAAAGGCAAGUUGGAAAAAGUUUGCAUAAGUGAAUUGAAAAUUUCAUCUCAUCACAUGAACCAGCCAGAUCCUUAUUCUGAAAGAUAUAUACUGGAAAUUCAAGAACCAGCAACCAAUCACAAUGGUGGACAAAUUCUGUUUGGCUUCAAUGGUUUUCUCUACAUCUUUAUUGGAGAUAGUGGAAAAGCUGGAGAUCCAUUUGGCAAAUUUAGAAAUGCUCAAAACAAGAGUGUCUCGUUAGGCAAAGUUUUACAAAUUGAUGUUGAUGGAAGUUCCUAUGACAGGCCAUAUCAAAUCCCACUGGAUAACCCUUUCCUUCAUGAUCAAAAUGCUCGACCAGAGGGUUAUGCGUACGGCUUGAGAAAUAUGUGGCGUUGUUCAGUGGACGGGUGAGGCCCUACAACAAAGGAAGGCGGGGGAAGACUAUUCUGUGGUGAUGUGGGUCAGAACAAGUAUGAAGAAGUUGAUAUCAUUGUAAAAGGAGACAACAAUGGCUGGAGAGCUAAGGAAGGCUUUGAAUUCUAUGACAAGAAGUUGUGUCAAAAUUCAUCAUUAAAUGAUAUCCUUCCUAUUUAUGCAUACGAUCACAGUGUUGGCAAGUCUAUCACUGGUAGUUACGUGUACCGGGGCUGUGAAUCACCUAAUUUGAAUGGCUUGUACAUUUUUGGAGAUUUCAUGAGUGGCUGAGCUACACAUAUUAUGGCACUGCAGGAAGAUCUGAAAACAGGAAUGUGGAAUAAACAAGAUAUUUGUAUGGGUGAUUACCAAAUCUACGCCUGUUUAUUUCCAGGACUGAUUAAUCGUCAUCAUAAAUUUCUCAUUUCCUUUGCUGCAGAUGAAACAGGGGAGUUAUACUUCUUGGCUACUUCCUUUCCAAGUGCAUAUGCCUCACAAGGAAUGAUUUACAAGCUCAUUGAUCCUUCCAGGACAGCUGUUCCAGGGAAGUGUAAAUACAAGCCAGUUCCAGUCAAAGUCAAAAGCAAACGUAUUCCAUUUGUGCCACAAGAAAUGGAAGCCAGGAGAGGUAUCCUGUACCCUGAGGGCAGAAGGAGGCAGCCAAACCGCAUGACCAACUCUGCAUAG
Molecule: messenger RNA, 1947 nt
Organism: Carcharodon carcharias (great white shark)
Lineage: Eukaryota; Metazoa; Chordata; Chondrichthyes; Lamniformes; Lamnidae
Gene: hhipl2
Product: HHIP-like 2
Exons: 11
Source: RefSeq, a predicted model, not a curated record